CGUGUGCGUGUGCUGCGUAGAAGCCCCCCUCCGUCAGGCAGGCAGCACUCUCGCUCUGUACAGGCGCAGUGAGUGCAGUGUGUGCAGCUCGGCUGGCCUCCCUCCGCACUGAAUGGACUAGAUUCCCAGCCACGUAAGAAGCACAGCAGCACCACGGGAGAGAGGAUGUCCUGCUGAAUCAAGGGAUAGGCCUGGGAAAGUCGGCCGGCCGUCCCUUCCUUCCUUCCUUCCAGCAGCUUAACAGCAGCAGACACACAGGACAGACGACACUUUUCUUCCACUGGACUAGACCAAGAGAAAGAGAGAGGACGUCGACUCCCGCACACAAAGAGCUACAGCAGUGUUUUUUCUCUCCUUCCGGAUGGGGUUUUCUCCUGAUGUGGUAGAUGACAAUCACCGUGCAUGGAUAUGAUCCUGGGGAACAAGGCCGUGCACUGACCUGGUACUAGUUAGCCAAGGAAGCUAACUAGUUAGCUCUGCACCUGCUAGCCAUCGUUUGUCUGUCAAAUUCCGGCUAAAAUUCAGCAGCUAUAAUUAGCUUGCAAAAGUUGCUUUAUAUAUUUUGCUUGUGUAUUUUUUUUUCUCCUGUGCCUGCAAGCUGUUUCCAAUUAAUUGUUUCCGUUUUAUGAAACGUGUCAUACCAUUAACCGGCGAGAUAAGCUAGCAAACAAGCUGCGGGUUAACUUAGCACUCCUCAUUCAUUGUAGAGCUGACUUUUGGCAGCCUUUGUUACAGUUUCGUCGUGCCUGCUCGCACCGCUAACGUUAAUGAAACUGCAGCAGGUCCGUGCAGCGGGGGUUUCAUUCGGCUUGAGGCAGUAAUUCUGUCAUUUUAGCCUGGCCUUACCUCUUGAAUGGAAAACAAAGGGGGGAAAUGAACAGUUGAACUCCGCAAAAAAAAAAAAAAAUUACAGACCCCUUUUUGUUGUAUGAGAACCAACGAGCGAGCUUUUUCCUGUUGACAGUCUGCCACAGUCUCCUGCAGCAAGGUGCAUUUAAAUCAAUUCUUCAUCCGUUUUAUACUUCUAUUCAAGAUUUACUAAAGUACCAUUUGUGACAUUGCACUGAGUUUACAACGAAGUGGUGCCAUAAUCGAGGAGGAGGACAGGAUCAAGGAGGAGGAGAAGGCCCCCGAUUUUGUGGAGUUAUCGCACUUAUUCCUCAUGAACAUACAGAGGUCAAAUCCAAUUAACAUUUCACGUUAUGGGAGAUCGCGGCACAAAUCGCACGAUUUCGAAGAAUUGUCUUGCUUAAGGACUACAGAGUCGCACCAGAGUUUCAGUCCCAACCUCGGGUCCCCCAGCCCGCCGGAGACCCCGGACUCCUCGCACUGUAUCUCCCGCAUCGGGGACUACCUUUUGUUGGAACCACUGGAGGGAGACCACGUUUUCAGAGCCGCCCACCUGCACAGCGGGGAAGAGCUCGUAUGUAAGGUCUUUGACAUUGGCCGAUACCAGGAGUCACUGGCGGCCUACUUUGCCCUGGGCCAGCACCAGCAUAUUAACCAAAUCCUGGAGAUCUUGCUUGGGGAGACUCGAGCCUAUGUGUUCUUUGAGAGAAGCUAUGGGGACAUGCACUCUUUUGUCCGCACCUGCAAGAAGUUGCGGGAGGACGAGGCUGCCAGACUCUUCUAUCAGAUAGCCUCGGCAGUGGCACAUUGCCACGACAACGGACUGGUCCUCCGUGACCUCAAACUGAGGAAGUUUGUCUUCAAAAAUGAGGACAGAAGCCUCGUGAAGCUGGAGAGCCUUGAGGACACUUAUAUCCUGGAUGGUCAUGACGACUCCCUGUCAGACAAACAUGGCUGCCCAGCCUAUGUCAGUCCUGAGAUCCUCAAUGCCAACGGCAGCUAUUCGGGGAAGGCAGCUGAUGUCUGGAGUCUGGGCGUCAUGCUUUAUACCAUCCUCGUGGGGCGCUAUCCUUUCCAUGACGUUGAGCCCGGCUCUCUGUUUAGCAAAAUACGCAGGGGCCACUUCAACAUCCCCGAGACGCUCACACCCAAGGCCAAGUGCUUGAUCCGCUCCAUCCUCCGUCGGGAACCCGCAGAGCGCCUCACCUCUCGGGAGAUUCUGGAGCACCCCUGGUUUGCCUCCUCUGGGGCACUAGGGGGCGCUGUGGUGCACGGCAGAGGAGAAAGAGAGCAGGAGCAGAUGGUGCCUGAGGUGAACAUGGAAGAGGAGCUGGAGCAGUUCUUCAGCUGAGCAAACACCAAGCACAAACGGACGACUCCGCCACGGUCGGCUCGCCACGCUCACAGCAGAGCCAAAAACAGUAGUUUAGAGAUUAAUAGGUGAACAUUUGUCACUCAUAAUAAAGGUAUUUCCAUCCUGUUUCCUUUUCCAUCAUUUCAUGGAAAACCUUGAGCCUGGCAUGACAAAUGGCAUCUAUACGUCACCUGGCGUUGCACCUCCCCGUUCGGGGAUGUUGCCGCCAGACAUGCAAGUUGCAAACAAUGUAGCAAAUGUUCUUUUUGGAUCUGUUUGGUUUAAUGUGGUGCUCAUAAAAGUAGACACAUUCACCAUUUUCGACACUAUGGAAAGCAUGAAGGGACAUAAGAACACAGGAAACCAAGGAGAACAAUUCAAAAUGAACUGACAAACUGCAACACCACACCUUUUCUUACAGUUUUUUUUUUUUUUUUUUUUUGUCAUAGCUUUAGGUGGUACCAAUUUAAACCACAGACCCAGGAUCGGAAAUCACAACCCCAAGUUCUGUUUUUAAACAAAUACACGGUGAUUCUCCCUGACCUGGGACCAUUGGUUAAUAAAUGGAGCAGCUUUGGCUUUUUCCUCAUCAUCAUUAUCAUCAACAACAUGGUUGACCUCGUCUUUGUUUCAUUAAGUUUUGUUUUUCGUCCUUUCAUUUCUCUCAGUUUUACAUUAUUGAUCAUUCUGACAGUCACUAAACUCCUUGACGGCCUUGUUUUCAGUGAUUUGUAUGUUUCUGCCUCCUCAGUCUCUUAAGCCUUUACCACAUUUUAUUCACCACAGUCAUUUAUUAUUUUUUGUUUGUUUUUAAGCUAUUCCACUCUGUUGUUACUGCUGCUUUAACAUCACUCCCAAAACCUCAAUCUUAAACAGUUUUUUCCUGGUAAGCCUCCAGACAUGGCGUCAUGCAUUUGAUGUGUUAGGUGAAUGGACAAUUCCACCUCUUUAAAAUUAGCUUCCUCCUUAUUUAAAUUGAUUCUUCAGUUGUAGGAACGAGAACGUAACAUUUAUUUAAAUUGUAACAGCUAUAUAUAUAAAUAUAUAAAUAUAUAUAAAUAAAUAUAUAUAUUUAAAACUACAUUGCAGGGUUUUUCUUUAUUCAGAGAUUCCUUUUUCAUGUAUGAUGUAGGCAAUAUCUUGACACAGGACAGGCACGAAGAGGAAAAUGUCUGUCUGAAGUUUUAGAAUACACAACAUCUUCUGUGCCAGUAUUCUGGUGCCCCGACAGCCCAUGCCACCUGGUCUCCCUCUUUUCUUUUUAAAAACUUGAUACGAGAUAUUCAGUGAUAGUAUUGCUAUGACAUGCUCACUCCAGGACCUCAUGUUAGUUUUUCUACUGCCUGCGUAGGUUCUGUGAAACGAUCAUGCUCGGAAUGGGUACCAGUGGACAUGUUUUGUCGUAUCUCAAUGUUACUUGAAUUUGUGUUUUUAUCUAGUCAUUGGCAUGUGCCCCAUGAAUGCUAUAGCCUGCCUAGCAGGGGGGAGGGGUGGGAGGGAGGAGGGUGCUUGUUUUUUAAGAAAAGUUAAAAACAUGAAAAUUCUCAAUUUGCUACUUUUCUGAGUUGCUUUUCAAAUAAAAAAACAACUAUUGCUUUCAUUGUUUUUGUAGACUGAGCUACCUUUUAUUUAAGUUGGUGCUGAUUUGGUGCUAAUGUUUAGUCCUUUUGUUUCAUGGAGGGGGGUGGUGCAUGGUGGGAUAUCUGCCUCAGAUGUUCUGAUUGUAUCGUAACAGAUUCUGGUGUUUUGUCCAAAUUUAUUCAGUAAAUAAAUUGUGAACUGCUA
Dicentrarchus labrax (European seabass) is the source of this 3988-nucleotide messenger RNA. RefSeq names its product tribbles pseudokinase 2 (gene trib2). The record is from RefSeq and is a predicted model, not a curated record. Gene Ontology annotation, biological process: regulation of MAP kinase activity; protein phosphorylation; positive regulation of proteasomal ubiquitin-dependent protein catabolic process. Bases 1163 to 2200 code for a protein of 345 amino acids. The transcript is spliced from 3 exons. Gene Ontology annotation, molecular function: mitogen-activated protein kinase kinase binding; ATP binding; protein kinase activity. Lineage: Eukaryota; Metazoa; Chordata; Actinopteri; Moronidae. Gene Ontology annotation, cellular component: nucleus.